AUGCAGUUUCUUACCUCAGUAAGUCCACAGUCAUUCUCCACUCCAAGCUGGAAGAUUGAGGCCAAGUAUUCAACCAGGGUGCUCACUGGAAACUGGUUGGAGGAGAGGAGGAAGUUCACCAAAGCCACUGAGAAAACACCCCAGACCAUUUAUAGAAAAGAGUAUACCCCCUUCCCAGGCCACAGACCGGACCAGAUCUCCAGGUGGUACAGCAAGAGGAGAGUUGAGGGGCUCCCGUACAAACACCUGAUCACCCAUCACCAGGAGCCCUCGUGCCGCCAUCUGAUCAGCACGUACGACGACCAUUACAACCGGCAUAACUAUAACCCCGGCUUGCCCCAGCUCCGCACGUGGGAUAGACAUAAGUUGCUGUGGAUCCCAGAGAAAGCUGACUUCCCCCUUCUCGCUCCCCCUACAAACUACGGACUCUAUGAGCAGUUGAAGCAGAGAUGGCUCCCAUCACCCGAGGCCACCUGGAGGGAGAGUGUUUACACUUCUUCCUGCCCCAGACCACCUUCUGGUGCUGUGUCUCAGCGGGAGCAUGCGAUUCCGGGGCCUCCCCCUCGCCUGCAGCCUGUCCCACACUCCUGA
Messenger RNA from Balaenoptera acutorostrata (minke whale), 591 nucleotides. RefSeq names its product cilia and flagella associated protein 107 (gene CFAP107). The record is from RefSeq and is a predicted model, not a curated record. The transcript has 4 exons. Lineage: Eukaryota; Metazoa; Chordata; Mammalia; Artiodactyla; Balaenopteridae. Bases 1 to 591 code for a protein of 196 amino acids.